UCAAACUCCCCCUCACUCGGCGGCGGCUGCGCGGAACCACCUCGCGGCGCGCGGCGCCCAAGCCCCAACCCUCCGACGUCGCUCUCUUCACCGCCCGUCCCACACCAGCGCCACCCAGGAGCCCCCUGCUACUAGUCCAGAGGAGAGUGUCGGGAUCCGGAGGCAUGGAAGAGAGCGACGAGAGCCCCGCGGCGACGGCGGAGGUGGAGGCGGCGCUGGGGCUGAACGCGCCGCUCUUCGUCAACUCGGUCCUCAACGCGGUCGACGACGUCCGCUACGGGGCCUUCGAGUACUGCCUCCAGGAAGGCGCCCCCGAGGCCGUCGGCGCCGCCACCGCGACCCAGAAGGCCGAGGAGCUGGAGCGGGGAGUAAUCAGCAUUCACAACUUAGUUAAGGAUGUAUUGGAUAAGAGAAUGAGCAAUUGGGAGAAAUACUGCCUUCGACAUUGUUUCGCUAUACCUGAAGGAUUUCUGACGCGUGAAGAUCAUAGUUCUUCUGCAAAAGGAUCACUCAAUGAUGGGAAUUCUGAUUUGGAUCUCGAUGAGGAACUUGUUUCUCUAAGGAAAAAACUUGAAUAUGCUAACAAUGAAUCUGAAGAACUUCAAAGGGAUAUUUCUUCCUUAGAAAGACAAGCUGAGUGCCAGAGAAAUUUGGGGUCCUGUAUGGCUGAACUAUUGAAGGUGUUUGAAAGCAAGUCCUUUCAGGAUAAUUUUCAAGAUCUUGUGAAGGCAAUACCAAUAUUUCACCAGAAACUGAAGGGUAUGAAAAGGGAAGUUGCCGGGAGCACGGUGGAUCAAAAUGUUUGGAACGUCAGUGGACUGGGGAAACGCAAGCGCUUAGCAUCGGAUCUCACUGCCAGCACCGAAGACGUUAAAGUGGUUACGAACGAAGUAAAGAAGGCAUAGCUCCCACUGUCACGCGACCUGUGCGAUAAUCGGACGCCUGCUAUCCUUCGUAGCACGAUAUAAGCUGGUUGUAUAAUAUGUCGGACUCUCUUUUAACUGAGUAAUGCCAAUGCAAAUCUGCAAUGUAACCGUGAACUGUGAUUCCGUAUAAUGAUGGUACGUCUUGUAUAUCCUAAACCUUCCUAAUUAGUUUAUACUAAGCUAUUCUAUUUCCUCGCAUACAAGUACAGCCAGUCGCAAUCAACCUAGUAAUA
Oryza brachyantha (malo sina) is the source of this 1159-nucleotide messenger RNA. RefSeq names its product protein MIS12 homolog. The record is from RefSeq and is a predicted model, not a curated record. Gene Ontology annotation, biological process: protein localization to kinetochore; kinetochore assembly; mitotic sister chromatid segregation. Gene Ontology annotation, cellular component: chromosome, centromeric region; nucleus. Lineage: Eukaryota; Viridiplantae; Streptophyta; Magnoliopsida; Poales; Poaceae. Bases 165 to 905 code for a protein of 246 amino acids. The transcript has 7 exons.